AUGUGCGAGGAGCCUCCAGAUUUAGACAGGCUGAAGGAAACCCUUGGAAACUACGACGUUCACGAAUCCAAAUACCUUAACCCACUCAACUACAACGAUAGCAGAUUAAACAUCCACCAAGCCGGUCGCCGACGUGGUUUAGCGGAAAUGAGAAGAGAGGCGUCUUGCCCGCGGUAUCGUGGCGUUCUGCGUGUGGGACCAGUUAACUCGCACGAACGCUCUCUCUGCCCCUGGACAUACACCACUCACAGGGACCCCGACAGAAUUCCAGAAACUAUCACCGAGGUGGUCUGUCAAUGUCACAAAUGUCUCCUGUACAAGACAGACGGGACCAGAGACGACACUAUGCGCUGCAAGCCAGUGUAUUACUACAUCCGGGCACUUCGACGAUCAUCUUACUGUACUGUGACCGAGAAUGGUGGCCUGUAUUACCAGUAUAACAGAGUUUUGGAGCCAGUAAAAGUGGCCUGCACAUGCGUGUCGCCGUUGGUCAAUGUGUCACACACCUCCCCAGAGUCCCGCAUUACACCUCGCCCGUAG
Liolophura sinensis is the source of this 540-nucleotide messenger RNA. Its product is annotated as interleukin-17F-like. Lineage: Eukaryota; Metazoa; Mollusca; Polyplacophora; Chitonida; Chitonidae. The transcript has a single exon. Gene Ontology annotation, molecular function: cytokine activity. Gene Ontology annotation, cellular component: extracellular region. The record is from RefSeq and is a predicted model, not a curated record. The coding region runs from base 1 to 540 and encodes 179 amino acids.